This is a messenger RNA of Thamnophis sirtalis, 718 nucleotides long. RefSeq names its product NADH:ubiquinone oxidoreductase core subunit V2 (gene NDUFV2). NCBI's taxonomy places the organism in Eukaryota, Metazoa, Chordata, Lepidosauria, Squamata, Natricidae. Gene Ontology annotation, cellular component: respiratory chain complex I. Gene Ontology annotation, molecular function: NADH dehydrogenase activity. The record is from RefSeq and is a predicted model, not a curated record. Gene Ontology annotation, biological process: mitochondrial electron transport, NADH to ubiquinone.
CCAGUGUACGAAGCCUCUGUGACUCUUGAGGGCGGGCGAACCGGGUUGAGGUGGUAGUGUGAGCGGCUGCUGCCAUGUCGCUCUCUGUUCGUUUUCGGACUGCCUUUCCACGCUUGGUGACAAAUAUUCGCUGCCUUCAUACAUCAGCAGAAUGCAGAAGUAGUGAUGGAACUUUGUUUGUGCACAGAGAUACUCCUGAAAACAACCCAAGUACCCCAUUUGAUUUCACUCCUGAAAACUAUAAGAGGAUAGAUGGAAUAGUAAGUAAUUACCCAGAAGGACAUAAAUCUUCAGCAGUAAUCCCAGUCCUGGAUUUAGCUCAAAGGCAACAUGGAUGGUUACCUAUAUCAGCUAUGAAUAAGGUUGCUGAGAUUCUACAAAUGCCUCCUAUGAGAGUUUAUGAAGUAGCAACAUUUUAUACAAUGUUUAAUCGUAAGGCUGUUGGGAAAUAUCAUAUUCAAAUCUGCACUACCACACCUUGCAUGCUUCAAGAUUCAGAUAGUAUAUUAGAAGCCAUUCAGAAGAAGCUUGGUAUAAAAGUUGGGGAAACUACGUCUGAUAAACUUUUCACUUUAUCUGAAGUUGAAUGUCUGGGAGCUUGUGUAAAUGCACCAAUGGUACAAAUAAAUGACAACUAUUAUGAAGAUCUUACAACAAAAGAUAUUGAAAACAUAAUUGAUGAACUGAAAGCUGGAAAUGUUCCAAAACCUGGACCAAG